AUGGUUGAAGCGAAGAAAAUCGAUUUUCUGAAACUACCGCCGCCGAUAAUUUUGCAGAUUUUCCGCGAGUGUGAAGUCGAAAAUUUGGAGAAUAUCUCGCUCACUUGUAAAAUUGUCAAACAGUUCGUCGACGUGAAUCGCCGUUUGCUGCCGGCAAAAAAGAUCUACCAUAUCGAUUUGGAUCGUCGACGAAUUCGAGCUUGGCGUAGUCUUUCGUGGUGCGAUCGCAUUCCAUUCUUGUCGCUCGAAUAUAUUUCCAAAUUUUUUUGCAAUGUUCACGCGAAGGUUUUGACGGUAAACACGCUCGAUGAAGAAUUGACAGCAUUUCUGAUCGAUCAGGCCGCUAAUCAUAAUUUUCGAUUCGAGCAGUUGAGAUUAUUUCAUGAGCUUCACUCAAGCCAUGAAAGCAUUUCUCAACUUCUCCAAUAUGCUGAUUGUGAUGCCGUCAAUUUCGAAGCGGUGCCAAGCCAAUUGAAAAAAGAGCACCUUCAACUAGCUGGCUAUAAAAAUUUGCAUUCGCUGUGCUUCGAAAUGGAUAACACUAUCGGAGAUGAUUUGUUUGAUGGCGUUUUGGAGAAUACGCAUAUCACCAAGUUCAUAUUUCACGGAUGCAAUCAGAUCACUCCGGAAUUUAUAAGGAAACUCUUCCAGCUUUGGAGUCGCGGUCUUCGCAAAAUCGAUUGCCUUCGAAUUACGACAGAUCAGUCAAUUUCGUUUUCAAGCAUCGUCGAAGGCCUCCCAAUUGAGCAAAUCAAUCAUUGCACUUGGCUUUUAAUUAAUGAGGAGAAGGAGAAAGGAAUGAUCACAAUGCGCCGAAAUAAUUAUCAUUUUUUCAUUGCGUUGGAGGUCAAUAGCCCCGUUGAGAAUAUCUUAUACAAAAUUCCCAUCAAUGAAUCGUUUGGCGAAAUGCCACCCGCCAACGGAUCGCCGUGGGCGAUCUUACUAAUAAUUCUACUAACCACAACAACAAUACCAUCGGCGUACUCGCAAGUGUUGACGCCGUCGCAAAUCACGAUAUCGCAUCGAAAGCCGAUCACCGCGACGGCGACGUGCGGAGAAAUCAAUGGGCAACCGGUGAACGAAGUGUAUUGCUCGCUGACCGGCUCGACACAAUACACACCGCUGACGUCGUACUCGUAUCAGGAGGAGGAUGUCUAUGGCGCCGGAAUGCUGCAGGAGAUGCGCAAUCCAAGAGAAGCUUUCGUUCAAGGCGGACAUGGAUGCGGACACUGUAUGGCCGGCACCAUCAACGCGCAUCCCGCCUCGAAUAUGGUCGAUGGAAAUAAUAGCUGGUGGAUGUCGCCGCCAUUGUCGAGAGGCCUUCAUUUCAAUCAAAUCAACAUCACCAUUGAUUUGGAGCAGGAGUUCCAUGUCGCUUACGUUUGGAUCCAAAUGGCGAACAGCCCGCGUCCAGGCAGUUGGGUGUUGGAACGGUCGACGGAUCACGGAAAAACGUACAAGCCAUGGUUCAAUUUCGCCGAGAAUCCCGCCGAGUGCGCGAGACGCUUCGGAAUGGAAUCGUUGUCGCCUAUAUCCGAUGACGAUUCGGUUGUGUGCCGAACUGACAUGGCCAGUUUGCAGCCGCUUGAGAAUGCCGAGAUGGUCAUUCGGAUUCUUGAACAUCGUCCGAGUAAGCUUCAAUUCGCCACGUCGGAAGCGCUGCAGAACUUCACGCGCGCCACCAACAUUCGGCUUCGUCUUCUCGGCACCCGCACACUUCAGGGCCAUUUGAUGGACAUGAAUGAGUGGCGAGAUCCGACGGUGACUCGACGCUACUUCUACGCGAUCAAGGAGAUCAUGAUUGGCGGACGGUGCGUGUGCAACGGUCACGCCGUCACAUGCGACAUUCUCGAUCCGAAGCGUCCGCGAUCGUUGUUGUGCCGUUGCGAGCACAACACGUGCGGCGACAUGUGCGAACGCUGCUGUCCCGGAUUCGAACAGAAGAAAUGGCAGCCGACGACGGCGCAUAACAAUUUCACGUGCGAGCCCUGCAACUGCUUCGGUCGUUCCAAUGAGUGCGUCUACGAGGAAGAGCUCGACAUCAACAAGCAGUCGCUGGAUAUUCAUGGCAACUAUGAAGGUGGUGGCCGCUGCUUGAACUGUCGGUUCAACACCGAGGGCAUCAACUGCAAUCAGUGCUCGUAUGGCUAUUAUCGUCCAGAAGGUGUCUCCUGGGAAGAGCUUCAACCAUGCCAGGCGUGCGAUUGCGAUCCAGCGAAACAUACUGGCGCGUGUGCCGAAGGAACCGGAAAAUGCGAGUGUCAGCCGCGAUUCACCGGCGAGAAUUGCGAUCAAUGCGCGUCGGGCUACUACGAUCCGCCCGAGUGCAAACCGUGCGAGUGUUUCGUCAACGGAACCGUUGGCGACGUCUGCUUGCCGGUCGAUGGUCAGUGUCCGUGCAAACCGGGAUUCGGCGGCACGUUCUGCGAGACGUGCGAGGCGGGCUUCACGAAUGUGACGGCUGGAUGUGUUAGUUGCGUUUGCGACGAGAACGGCUCGGAAAAUUCGAAUUGCUCGGCGACGACCGGACAGUGCGAGUGUAAAACGGCGUACGCCGGACUGAGUUGCGACAAAUGCCAAGUAGGAUACUAUGGUGACAACAAGAAUUGCACGUUCUGUAAUUGCGAUCCGAUGGGAACCGAAGGCGGCAUUUGCGAUCAAACGACCGGACAGUGCCUCUGCAAAGAAGGAUUCGCCGGCGAGAAGUGCGAUCGAUGCGACAUCGCGUUCUACGGAUACCCGAAUUGCAAACCGUGCGGUUGCGAUGGCGCCGGCACAACGUCGCCGGAAUGCGACGAGACAUCGGGACAGUGUCCGUGCACUGGCAACUUCACUGGAAGGACGUGUGACAAGUGCGCUGCCGGAUUCUACAACUAUCCGGAAUGUCAGGCUUGCGAAUGCUUACUCGCUGGUGCCAAAGGACAGACAUGCGAUGGCAACGGACAAUGUUAUUGCAAAGGGAACUUUGAUGGAGAACGAUGCGAUCGAUGCAAGCCGAACUUCUACAACUUCCCGACGUGCGAAGAGUGCAAUUGCAAUCCGUCGGGAGUCACUCGCGACUUUCAGGGCUGCGACAAAGUCUCGCCGGGCGAGUUGUGCUCGUGCCGCAAACACGUCACCGGAAGAAUUUGCGAUCAGUGUAAACCGUCGUAUUGGGACCUUCAAUAUCAUCACGAGGAUGGAUGUCAAAGUUGCAACUGUAACAUCAACGGAACACUGUCUGGAUUGAACACCUGCGACCAGAAGACUGGACAGUGCCUUUGUAAGAAGAACACGGCUGGCCAACGAUGCGAUCUGUGUGCUGAUGGAUUCUACCGACUCAACAGCUUCAAUCAAUUGGGAUGCGAGCCGUGCCAUUGCGACAUUGGAGGAGCACUUCGCGCCGAGUGCGACAUCAACUCGGGACAAUGCAAAUGUCGACCGCGAAUCACUGGACUCCGAUGCAAUCGUCCGAUUGAGAAUCACUACUAUCCGACGCUUUGGCACAAUCAGUAUGAAGCUGAAGACGCGCACACCGAAGAUAUGAGGCCGGUUCGGUUUGCGGUUGACGCGCAACAAUUUGCGAAUUUCUCGUGGCGCGGCUACGCGGUGUUCUCGCCGAUUCAGGAGAAGAUCCUCAUCGACAUCGAUAUUCAUAAGGCGUCGGUCUAUCGUUUGCUCUUCCGCUAUGUCAAUCCGACGAAGGUGCCGAUCACCGCCGUCGUCGCCAUCGCCCCACGAUUCACGCAUACGAACGAUGUCGAACAAUCGUCGAAGGUGACGUUCCCGAUUGGACCCGAGCCGUCAUUCGUCGAGGUCACCGUUGACGGCAAGCCGUUCGUGUUGAAUCCCGGAAAAUGGACGUUGUCGAUAUCCACUAAGCAACGAUUGUUCCUUGAUUACAUCGUUGUGCUGCCAGCGGAAUACUACGAGGGUCAAGUGUUGCGUCAACGAGAUCCGCCGCCGUGCGAGGCGCACAGCACGAAAAACUCGACAUGCGUCGAUCUCCUCUACCCGCCGAUUCCGUCCGGCGCCGGACGCGUUGACGUCGACAUCGACAAUGUGCCAUUCGUCUAUGUGAACGAUGAUGGUUCGACGACAACGUUGGAAUUGGUGCCCGUCGAGAUACUCCCGUCGGAGAUCACCGGACCGGCGGCGUUCGUUCGCGCCGACAACAAGAGUCGAAUUGUUGAGGCGAAAAUCGCGGUGCCCGACGACGGCGACUAUGUCAUGGUGGUCGAAUACCACAACAGAGAUGAGACCGACGGACGUGUGGCGGUGGAUUUGUCGCAAGACGGUGUCAAGGUGAUGGAUGGCAGCGUGGUGAUUCAUCAUUGUCCAUAUGCAACAUUUUGUCGUGAGCUCGCCACUACUAAUGGUGUCAUUCCGCACAUUCCGUUGAAGAAGGGCGAAGCUGUGAUUCAACUCGAGACCGAGCCCAACCAUGAGUUUGGACUCGCCGCUGUCAAUUUGUUCAAAACGUCUGACUAUAGCGACAAGUACCUUCAACAGGUGCCCGUGUGCAUUCGCAAAGAUGGCCGAUGCGUGCCGCAAAGCUAUCCGCCGGCGGCCGACUCGGUCACCACCGAAGCCGAAUCCGGCGCCAACAUGGACAAAUCGAUAAUGGGCGACAAGCUCUCGUUCCCGAUUGCCCGCUCGAAAGAGGUUCGAGUGGUUCCUUUGGAUGAUGCUCAGAGUACUGUGGAGAUUACCGGAGUGGUCCCAUCGCGCGGACACUACAUGUUCCUUGUGCACUACUUCAAUCAAGACAACACGCCGGUGGAUGUCGACGUGCUGCUCCAGAACGAGCACUACUUCCAGGGUGAUACAUGCAGCACACACGCAUGUUCUAGCGUGCCGUUCGCCUAUUGCCCGUCGGUUAGCGGAUGCCGCGCAUUGAUUCGUGACAAGGAGCGUCCGGAUAUCAUUCAGUUCUUCAUGGAGGAUAAAUACUCGGCGACGCUCUACUUCAACAACACGCAGAAGGGUCCGAUUUAUAUCGAUUCGAUCACCGCGGUGCCGUACAACUCGUUCUCGCAAAAGCUCAUGGAGCCGUUGGCUCUCGAUUUGUCGUCGGAAUUCAUCAAAGAAUGCUCGAGCGAGUAUUUCCGCAAUCAUCCUGACGAGGCGAGCGAGUUUUGCAAAUCGAAAAUUUUCGCGUUGACGACCGACUUCAACUCGGCAGCGCUUUCCUGCGAUUGCGUCGCUCAGGGUUCCGAGUCGUUCCAGUGCGCCGAAUACGGUGGACAGUGCAAGUGUAAACCGAAUGUGAUUGGAAGACGAUGCGAGCGAUGCCAGCCGGGCUACUACAACUAUCCGGAAUGCAUUAAAUGCCAAUGCAACGCCGGACAGCAGUGCGAUGAGCGAACCGGACAGUGCUAUUGCCCGCCGCACGUCGAGGGCCAGACGUGCGACAAGUGUGUGAACAACGCGUUCGGCUAUGAUCCGCUGAUUGGAUGCCAAAAGUGCGGAUGCCAUCCGCAAGGCUCCGAAGGCGGCAAUCUCGUGUGCGACGCCGAAUCGGGACAAUGUCUGUGUCGCGAGAACAUGGGCGGCCGACAAUGCGAUCGCUGUUUGGCUGGAUUCUACGGCUUCCCGCAGUGCUACAAGUGCUCGUGCAAUCGCGACGGCACCACCGACGAGAUUUGCGAUGCGACGAACGCGCAAUGCAAAUGCAAGGAGAACGUCUACGGCGGUCAGUGCGAGGCGUGCAAAGCGGGAACGUUCGAUCUGUCGUCGGAGAAUCCGUUGGGUUGCAUCAAUUGCUAUUGUUUCGGCGUUACCGCCAGCUGUCGAUCGAGCAUGUUCCCGGUGUCGAUCAUGUCGGUUGACAUGGCCGCGUUUUUGACUACCGACGACAGUGGAAUGGUUGACAAUAAGGACGACACGGUGGUGUACACGUCGGAGGAGACAUCACCGCCUUCGGUGUACUUUAGAGUUCCGAUUAAUGAAGGCGCCGAUUACACGACGAGCUACGGUUUGAUGUUGACGUUCAAGUUGUCGACGAGCCCGAGAGCCGACAAGAAGCGCAAGAUGAGCGCCGAAGCCGAUGUGAAGCUGACCGGCGCGAACAUCACAAUUAAUUAUUGGGCGCCCGAACAGCCGGCGAAUCCUGAAGAGCAGUUUAGUGUUCGAUGCAAACUUGUGCCAGAGAAUUUCCUGAAUGCCGAAGGCAAACCGGUGACGCGUGAGGAAAUGAUGAAGGUGCUUCAUUCGCUUCAGAAGGUCCUCCUCAAAGCCUCGUACUUCGAGUACCCGAAAACCGCGACGCUCUAUGAGUUCGGAUUGGAGAUCUCGGAUCCGAAUGGAGCUCAAUCGGUCAUCAAGGCAUCGUCGGUUGAGCAGUGUCAAUGUCCGGCGCCGUACACGGGACCAUCUUGUCAAUUGUGCGCCUCAGGAUAUUAUCGCGUCCAAUCGUCGAACAGCUAUCUUGGCGCUUGUGUGCCGUGCGAAUGCAACGGGCAUUCGGGAACGUGCGACCCUGACACUGGCAUCUGUACGGAUUGCGAGCACAACACGCAUGGCGAUCAUUGCGAGUUCUGCGACGAAGGACACUACGGAAAUGCGACGAAUGGAAGCCCGUAUGAUUGUGUCGCGUGCCCGUGCCCGUUCGCGCCGGAAAAUAAUUUCGCCAAGUCAUGCGAGGUCACCGAAGAGGGACAACUUCUUCAGUGCAACUGCAAGCCGGGAUACACUGGCGAUCGAUGCGAUCGAUGCGACGCCGGCUUCUUCGGGCAACCGCAACUGCCGGGUGGAUCAUGCGAACCAUGCCAGUGCAACGGAAACAACAAUCUGACGGAUUCGCGAGCGUGUCAUCCUGUCAGCGGCGACUGCUAUCUGUGCGAGAGCAACACCGAUGGACGACAUUGCGAAUGGUGCGCGGCUUGGUAUUAUGGAGACGCGAUUUCGGCGAGAAACUGCACGACGUGCGCGUGCGACCAGUGCGGCUCGUCGUUCUGCGACAAUCGCAACGGCGGAUGCGAGUGUAAGCCGAAUGUGGAAGGCGACAAGUGCGAUCGAUGCAAGCCGGACCAUUGGGGAUUCUCGAAGUGUCGCGGUUGCGAUCCGUGCUAUUGCGGAAAAGCGGCGUUCAACACGCAAUGCAACAUGGAGACGGGACAGUGCACGUGUCGGCCUGGAGCCGCUGGAAUGCGAUGCGAACAAUGCGAGCAUGGCUAUUGGAACUAUGGAGAGCACGGAUGUGAUAAAUGCGAUUGUGAGUCUGACUUGUCGAUGGGAACGGUUUGCGAUGUUCGAACUGGACAAUGCCAUUGUCAGGAAGGGGCUACCGGAAACCGAUGCGAUCAAUGCCUACCGACAUAUCUCAGAAUCCCGACACUUGGAUGCAGACGAUGCGAUGAAUGUGUUCAUCAUCUGAUCGGCGACGUCGACAAUCUCGAGCUCGAAAUCGACGUUCUCGGAACGGCGAUCAACAACAUCUCGGCGGCGACGAUUGUCGGCGCCCGGCUCGCCCGCAACCGAAAGGAUUACAACGAGACGCACGAAAUUGUGAAAUUGAUUAGCAAUGAGGACAGCUCGUAUGGAAAUCUGUUUGGCGACGCCCAUGAGAUUGCCGUCAACACGACACAGAUCACGCUGAGAGCGAAUCGCACCAACAAUCUGCUCAAGAAUUCGCUGCGGCGAACGAAUGUUGUCAGUGACAACGGCACCGUGUUGUAUCGGGAUGUGCUGAGAGACGCGCAACGCGCUCGCGACAGUGUUCGCGCGCUUGCCGACCUCGCGUUGGCCAUUGGAAGCUCGUCGAAAGCGGUUCAUGCCGAUCCGAGAUUGAUCAAAGAGGCCGAAGACACCCUUAUGACAUUGGAAGCGACGUCAGCUGAUCCGUAUCCUGAGAAGGCCGAAAACGUGCCGAAGAAGCUUGAAACGAUUCAAAAGAAGAUUGAGGCUGAGAAUCGGCGAUUGGAGGCGCAACGCGAGCUGCUUGACGGGCAACAGAAGCGCGCUGACGAGCUGGCGGCGUAUUUGAACAGCGCUCAGCAGCUUUUGAAAGAGGCCAAGUCGAAGGGCGACAAGGUCAAGAGGCUUGUCAACAGCUUGCAAGUCUCGAGAGUUGAGACACUCGUUGCAGCAAUUAAUGCCGAUAUGGAGAAGCUCGACAUGAUCAAAUCCGAGUUCCAGAAGAUCAAUGUUGCUAUUGGCAACGUCUCCGUGUCGUUCCGCGAUGAGAUUGAAGCGAUUCAACACGCCAUCAGCAACAUCAACGAGACGCGCGUCGAGUUGGCGGAAGCGAAAGAGAUUGCGGGUCGCGUGAAACGCGAAGACAAUGAGGAGCGUCAGCGGAUGCUCGAUGAGAAGAAUGCGGAACUCGAGAAGCAGGCGAAGGCGAUUAGCGACGCGUUCGAGGCGACGCGGCGACAGGCGGCCGACGCGAUGGAAGCGGCGACGUCCUAUUCGGAUUUGGCGUCGAUGUUGCGCAACGCGAAAGUCAAAGCCGAGAAUGCGAUGAGCAUUUGGGCGACCGAAGAGGAGCCGGUGAAGAAUGUGGAGGGCGAUGUUGCGAAUGCUUUGAACAUCUCGACGAUUUCUCAUCAGAAGGUUAAGGACAUUCGCGAUGGGCCGACGUCUUCAUUGAGCAAGGAACUAACGGAAGCGAAGAGAGCCGUUGACAAGUUGUCGGACUUUGUCGACGGUUUGAGAAAGCGCAAAGAUCGUUUGCCGAAACUCGCGACGCUGUUCAAUGAGACGGUUGUGAAGGGUGUCGAGGAGAAGAUCGCUCGAAUCAACGCGAUCAAGGCGGAAGUUGACGCGGCGAUGGCCGACAUCAACGAUCGCGUUUCGGAGCUCGGCGAAAAGACGGCCGAAGUGUCGGAACGCUACAAUAGCGCUCGCGAGGCGGUGAUAAUGGGCAAGGCGACGGUGAAACAACUCAAAGACAUUGUUCCGCAGCUCAUCGCGAAGGCGAAAGAGUUGAAGAAGAGCACACGAUUGGGAGUGGCCGAAUCGUACGAGGAGCGCGUCGCGCAAAUACGCGAGAUGAUCGCGGUGGCGCGCGACAAAGCGAAUCGCAUAAAACUCGGCGCGCAUUUCGAGCGCGGCUCGUCGCUCAAUUUGAACAUUGCGCAACGCGUUUCGCGAUCCGCCGCCCACACUGAUUUGUCGUUCUACUUCAGAACUGAGCAGGAGCACGGCAUUCCGCUAUUCUUUGGAAAUGAGGAGAGCGCGAUUGGAAGUCGUGCGGUGCCUACCGAUGACUUCAUCGCGGUUGAAAUCGAAUAUGGCAAGCCGAAGGUUACUGUUGAUCUUGGAGAUGCGCCCGUCGUUGUUCGUCUUGACACGAUUGUUUCGGACAAUCAAUGGAGGAAGAUUCACAUCGAGCGAAUCGGAAAGACGCUCAAUUGCACGCUGUCGAAGGCGAACAGCGAGGAGACGGCCGAAUCGAAGUCGGCGGUCGCCGCCGGCAACAAGAGCGUGCUGAACAUGCAUCAGCAAAUCUCGAAGAUGUUUGUCGGCGGUGUUCCGGCGACGUCGAGAAUCUCGCGACACGUGCACAAUCGCGAGUUUGUCGGCGACAUUGAGCAAUUGAAGUUGCACGGCGAGCCGCUCGGAUUGUGGAAUUCGCGCGCGAACGGCACGAUUCGUGUCGACGGCGCGAUCAAAAAGCCGAAGUUCUCGAAUAAUCGCGACGAGGUGUCGAUAUCGCUUGACGGUCACGGCUACGUGACGUACAAGCCGAGCCAUUGGAAUCCGCGAAAGAUCACGAAGAUCUCGUUGUCGUUUUUGACGUUCUCGCCGGAUGGAUUGUUGUUCUACAUUGGCAAAGAGCGCGAUUUUAUGGCUUUGGAGCUCACAUCGGGCGCCGUCAAACUCUCAGUGGAUCUCGGAUCGGAAGUGGCUCAGUGGAAUAGCGAGUCGGCGGAAUUCAACGACGGAAAAUGGCAUACUGUCACUAUUGUUCGCGAAGAGAAGCAUGUCAAAAUGCAAAUCGAUGAGUCGGAAUCGAUUGAGGGCGAUGUUGCCGGAAAGGACACUGAAAUGAGUGUGACCGAUGAGCUGUUUAUUGGCGGUGUGCCGAAUGGUGUCAAUGUUCGCACGACGGUGGUGCCGUUGCGCGGAUGCAUCAAACGCGUCCGAUUGGGAUCCGACGAGGUUGAUCUUGAAUCGAGCGAGGUCUCGAAGGGAGUCCGAUCGGGAUGCCCGAUUAACACUGUGCGAACGGUUAGCUUCCUUUCGGAACGAACGACGGCUUCGUUCAACAAUGUGACGAAGGGUGCUGAAGACGUCUCGGUGACGUUCAAAUUCAAGACGAGGUCCAUCGCCGGACCGAUGACGUUCUUCACGAUUGUUGACGAUGAGGACGCGGUUUUGUCGAUGUCGGUGGAUGUUGGCGGCAUCAUCACGGUGAACAGCGGUGAUGAUUCGGCCGAAUUGGAGCUUGCCGCUUCCGGCGACGAACGAUGGCACUAUGUGUCGAUACGCAAGACGAAGCACAUGAUACGAAUCGACGCUGAUGAUUCGUUCAGCAAUGAGAUUGCUCGAAAACACGCGGACGACUCGAACGCCGACUCGCCGAUCUCGGUGCACUUUGGACGGCAUCCGAGGGAUUCGAGUGUGAACGCGUUCGCCGGUUGCGUUGGCGACGUCACCGUGAACGGAAUACUAUUGGAUUUCGCGAAAGCCGAGAGGAAUGAGAUCGCGCUGAAUGGUUGCUCGCUGAGAGACGAUGAAGUUGUGAUAGCGAUGGCGAUUUCGACGGCGACACCCAAGGUGACGACAACGAUGGCGACGAUGACAUCAACGACGACGACGAUGGAGCCGAUGACGACGUCGUCAAAUGAGAUUGAGGAGAUUGUCACCGAAUCGCCGACGGAACCGCCGCAGGUGGUGGACACUAUCCAGCCGGGUGGUGCCAUCGAACCGGUGCCGAUUAGAUUUGCGACUCCUGACGGCUCUUGCGCUCUAUCGCAGACACCGUUCGGCGAAAUCGCCGACGCCGAUGGCUACAAUUUCGGAACCCAGGCGAACAGUCGAAUCGAGUACGCCGUUCUGCCGGAGGCCGUCGACAAGCGCGGCGAGUUCACGUUCAAAAUUCGUCCGACCGGAUUGUCGGGCAUCGUGUUCAUCGCGACGAACAAGCGGACCGAUCAUAUUGCUGUGAUGCUCGACAACGGCCGAGUGGUGUUCACGUUCGAUUCGGGUUCGGGUCAGGUGCUCAUCCGCUCCGACGCAUCGAUACUCGAUGGCCGUUGGCAUACGAUCAAGGCAUCGCGACGCGGCAACUCGGCGCAUUUGAUUGUCGACGAUAGCUCGUUUGAGAACGAGCCGGCGGCCGGCGCGCACGAGGAUCUCAUCGAAAUGCUUCCGCCGUUCUACGUCGGAGGUGUGCCGACUGAAUUGGCGGGACAUGUCAGGACAUUGCUUCCGGGCGUUCGCGCGCAAUUCAGCGGUUGCAUCAAAGACUUCCGAUUGAACGGCAAAACACUGGAAGGCGGCAAAGAGUUUGGCGUCGAGCAAUGCUCGAAGUUCACCGAGAACGGAAUGUAUUUCGGAAAAGACGGCGGCUAUGCGAUAAUGGACAAUGAGUAUCACGUUGGCGACACGUUCGGCAUGGAAAUGGAGAUUCGGCCGAGAACGAAAGACGGAAUUCUCAUAUCGGUUGGAGUUUUGGACUUUUUGACGGUUCAAUUCUUGAAUGGAACACUCAAGUUCACCGUUGAUAGUGGACGAGGUCCCGAAGCGGUGUUGUUCCCGACGAGCGCCACCAAUGAUCUUUGCGAUGGGCAGUGGCAUCAUUUGAAGAUCACCAAGAAGAAGAAGCUGUUGACGUUGACUGUGAAUGGUAAAGCGAAUCUGGAAAUAAUGAAGAGCUACCAGAUCGAUGACGAGAUUUCGACGAAAGACCCGUUGUACUUGGGUGGUGUUCCCGAUGGUGUGACGAACAAGGGUCUCGAAACGCGAAAGUCGUUUGUCGGAUGCGUGCGACUGUUGAGUUUCGGAUUCAAGAACAACCGCAAGAUUCGACGCAGGAAGCAUGUCGACGUGAAGAACUUUGACAUUUUCGGCGACGUUCGCCGAAACGAGUGUCCAGCGAUUUAA
Messenger RNA from Caenorhabditis bovis, 12033 nucleotides. Lineage: Eukaryota; Metazoa; Nematoda; Chromadorea; Rhabditida; Rhabditidae. The record is from the annotation of a GenBank genome assembly.